This is a messenger RNA of Culex quinquefasciatus (southern house mosquito), 9511 nucleotides long. It is a transcript of the gene unc-13-4A, whose product is annotated as BAI1-associated protein 3. The record is from RefSeq and is a predicted model, not a curated record. The coding region runs from base 1387 to 5613 and encodes 1408 amino acids. The transcript has 14 exons. Lineage: Eukaryota; Metazoa; Arthropoda; Insecta; Diptera; Culicidae.
GUGAAUCGGCCGUGGACAGCGUUGGACGUGGAAAACAAACCUAGGAGGGGAAAACAAACCCUCUCCCUCUCACUUCAACAGGAGGAGCAAAAUUCCUGGAAAAAAAGGAGCAAGUGUUUGCUGCUUUUUGCUUCUUUCAUUGCUUUUUUUCUGGAGGACAGGAAAAUUGUGCAAAGAAGGUGUGAGUUGGGAAAAGUUUGGCGAUUUGCUGUUGGAAAACUCUGCGCCUACACUUGAAGGAUAUCAGAGGGAAACGUCUGGUGAAUUGUCUGUUUUGUGGUGUAGCUGUGUGGGUGUGUUUAAAACUGAAAGGAUUAAGACGGAAUACUUUGAGGUGUUACCCUGAAUUAAAGGUGAAUUGAAAUAAGUGAAUUUAAAGCUGAAGUAGAGAAGGUUCGUUUCAGCAAAACUUACUUUAAAGGAAAAUUGGAAAAUUUCACGAGCCAAGACAAAGUUUCCGUCGCAGGAAGUGAAAAUUUGCUAUCCUAGACUGUGCCGGAAGUGCGAUAAGAAAAAGCAAAACGAAGAAACGGGAAGAGCUCGCCGAGGAUUAAAGCUACUUUCGGUGAGAGUGAAAGCUUCUGGGGAAAAGUGAGUAAAAGUGUCAUUUGUCAUCGCCAAACGUGGAAGCUAAUGAGACGGGACACUUGUUCGGCGUAGAAACUGUCCCCUCCCGGAAGUGUGUGCAAACGCGAUGUGUGUCCCGCUGAGGGGAAAUUCCGUGUCCGUGUCUAGGUGUCUAUUAGUGUGAGCUUUUAUGUACAUCGCCGAGCUUUAUGUACAAUCUGUUGAAUGUGCCCGCCCUGAAUCGCUGGAAAUACGCACAUUCUGUGUUCGGAGUGGAUUGACUGAUCCGCUUUAAGAAUAUUAAAAACAGCUCAACCGAGGGCCAGCUGACUCAUCGGAAAUUCUGCGACUUUGGAGUAAACGAAAUCCCUGCUCGGAAUAAAAAAUAGCAACGCAGGUCAUGAAUGCCAAUAAACAAGUGCUCAACGGGUCCUUCUGAGGCACCUCUUGGCUGGAACGUGGUCACGUUUGAUUCAGUUCAGCGAGAGGGGGCAAAACUUUUCAGCGCCGAUUCCAGAAUGCCACAGGCGACGUCAACUACAGAACUUGCUGGUUCGGCGUGGCUUUCAUCAACCGAAUGGAAAGCUCCGGGGGUGAGCUUUUCAGCAGCGGUGUGUUGAAGUGCAAAUCUUUGUAAAGUUUAGUGAAGUCAACCGUAGAAAACAUAGGGGCUUCAAGAAAAAAAAAACUUAAGGUUAUACAGUAGAAGUAGUAGUGUGUUAGUAGCUGUUCUAGAUUGUGGUGAAACACGAGCAUCCUAGAACAAGCCAAGUCAAGUGUGUGGUGGUGAAGAGAAGAAGAAGAAAAAAGAGCAUCAAGAUGAGCUUCUUCAGUUCACUCCAGCAGUACGUGACGAGUGGCGUGGCCGGGCUCGGGUUGAACCCGCGUCGGUUCUCGCUGCACCGGCAGGAAUCGUCGGAGGCCACCACGCCGGCGGCCUCCGGCUCCGGCAUGGUCCCGAGUCCGCUGAUGAUGAUGGACCCGAGCAAGAUGAACAACACUGGCGGCAUCCUGAUGGGACCACCCCCGCCCGGAUCGGGAGGGUCCAUCGGGAGCGGGGGUGGUGGCGGCGGAGGCGGGAGUCCGGGAAACUACGGAAUGGGAUCCGGCGGAGGAGGCGCGACCUCGGGUGCCACACUUGGCUACCCCAAAGUGGUAACCCCCGGUGCCGGCCCCGGCUCCAACACAAUGCCCCCCGGCUCGCCCGGCGCUCUCGGUCCCGGGGGCCAGGCCGGAUCCACACUCGGGGCCACAAUCGGCCCGGCCCAGGGUGGUGCAGCGAUGCGCCGCCAGUCGUCGGCCCGCGGGCUGGACACACUGGUGCCGCCGGGCCGGACGGGGUCCUUCCGCGGGGGUCGCAACUCGCCGAUCAAUCCGACGGCCCCGGACAAACCGUCGUUCGCGGUGUGGAAGCGCCGCCCGUCCUGGCCCGAGGUGGAAAUCAAAUCGUCUUCGGGUCACCGGCACCGACUGAGGCCGGCCCCGUUGAUUAAGGUCCAGGGUGAGUCCGCCCCCGCCGAGGACGAGGAACCGGGCCCCGGUCCGGCCACCGAGAUUGUCUAUCGCUUCGACAAAAUGAACCCGCCCUUUAACAGUGUCGUUAGUGCCAAUAACAAUAGCGUCCAGGAGAACGACGGCUCGUACUUCGAGAGCUUCACUGCCCUGUCCUGGAAGAACGAAAACCGGCGCAUGUCGGCGGUCCGAGCCGUGGAAACGCGGGCCGAAGUCCUGCCGGAAAGCGAAACGGACCGGCUGCUGGAGGACGACAUCGAACGGUCCGAGCAGAAGGAGCAUCUCUAUCUGGACGUGCUGUACGCGAUUGCGAACACGGUCGGAGCGCCGGCACCGGGCGGACAGUACAGCGAAAAAAAGUGGAAGAAAUUUGCGCACUACAAAGAGGAGAUGUACCUGCAGGCCCAGCGGGUCUUUAGUGUGUCCGCCGACCGGCACUACCGGCUGCUGCACGCGGCCACCGAGGAAAAGCCCAAGAUAAUCGUCCUGACCGUGGUCGUGCAGGAAGCGGAAGGCCUCGAGGCGAAGGACGCCAACGGUUUCAGCGACCCGUACUGCAUGCUGGGCAUUCAGCCCUCCGGGACGCCCCCACCACCCUCGCCCCAGCCCCCCAUGACGCCGCGGACCCUCUCCGACACCGGCAUGGACAGCCUGGACUCGCCCGAGCACGGGAAGCUCCGCAAGCACCACAGCUUUCGGCUGAGCUUCAAGCGCAAGGACGGCCGCCAACAGCGGGACUCGGUCGGGCCCGUCCCCGCCAAGUUCAUCCGGGCGACGUCCGUCAAGCCGCACACGCUGUGUCCCAAGUGGAACGAGAAGUUCAAAUUCGACAUUGACGACAUUCACUCGGACAUUCUGCACCUGGACAUUUGGGACCACGACGACGAAAGCAGCGUGCUAGACGCUGUCUCACGACUGAACGAAGUUAGGGGCGUUAGAGGAUUAGGUAGAUUUUUCAAACAAGUGUGCCAAUCGGCACGCCAAGGUUCGCAGGACGACUUUUUGGGUUCCGUCAAUAUCCCAGUCUGUGAUAUUCCUUCAACCGGUUUGGAGGGCUGGUUCAAGCUGGAGGCACGCAGCAACCGCAGCUCCGUACAGGGCCGCAUCCGACUGAAACUGUGGCUGUCGACGCGGGAAGAUCGCGGUACCUCCGAGGAGGACAACACCCUGGAGGUGAAAAAGUUCGAACGGCUGCAGACGAUCUUCAUGAUGCACGAGGUGCACGCGCACGAACCGGCCUGGAAGUGGAACGGUGAGCUGGCCGGACCAUCGCUCACCAUUCUGCACCAGAUCGCGGUCCAGAGCGAUCUGUCCGAUCUGCAGAUCUCGAUGGCAAAAUUAGUGGCCAUCAUCCGGAUCAACCGGAAGAAACCACUCGACACCAAGUUCAUCCACCGGCAGCUCAUCGAGGUGGACAAACUGUGGGUCAACAACUACAGCAACGAACCGUUGACGCGCGAGCUCGAGCAGUGGCUGGCGGACGCGCUGAACGGGUUCGUCGAGCGAUCGCUCAGCCACAUGCGACGGCAUCGCGAGGUGUUCCCUGCGCUGCACGCGCCCUCCCUUGGCCGGUUAGAGUUCCAGCUGCGAUGUCUCGGGCUGCUCGGAUCGAUGCGGGCCUUCCGUCAGGUCAGCCCGUUCAGCAAAGGCGUCCGGGGGGAGAUCGUGGGAGCACUUCGGAAAGGGUCAAUUACCUGGUCACAGGCACAACUUCGCGAAUCCCAACGGGCACCGAAUCCGCUCGUGCACUACACUACGAUCCUGAUCGCUGACCUGCAGAUCGGAGUUCAGCACUACCACUCGCUGUUUGAUUCAACCAACGGCAUCCAGUACUUUAGCAUCGUGUACAAGCAGUUUGACUCGCUGCUCGGCGAAGAGGUAACGAAUCGCAUCGAAUCCGGCCAACUGCCCGGAACCAUCGUCAACCAUUGGACAAUCUUGGACAACGAUCGCGAGCCGGACAUUGCGCCGUUCGAGAUCUACUUUGCGUUGCAGCAGUUCCACAACCUCAAGUCACAUCUCUCGGUGACGCCGCAACCUCCGGAGAAACCGCUCGGUUUGCAGAACUUUCACGAAUGGUUCGAACCCGCCGUUCAGCGAUGGAUUUCAAUUAGCAAAACGAAAGCGAUCCAACGGAUCAAGGCGGCGGUCAACGUGGACCAGAUCAGCGAGGGCGAGAAGAUCGUCCGACACAGCACAUCGGCCAUCGAUACAGCGUCGUGCUUCUACCAGAUCCGGGAGUUCUGGAAAAACCUCGCCUGGCCCGAUCACGGCUCGGGAGCGCACUACGAAGCGUUGAUCAUCGAUCUGGUGUGCACCACGGCGAACGUCUACUCCGACCUGAUCCACCAGAACCUCGCCGAAUACUACGACAAAUCGGGACCACAGCGAACCACCGACGACAUGUGCGUCAUUGUAAAUAACCUAGAAUACGUCCGACGGGCGCUGGCCGAGUUCCAACCGGAAACGCACGCCCUGUCGGAAAACGCCGAAAACUUGCUCGAAAAUACCAUUGCUCAACUGGAGAACAAAGCGGACCGCGUCCUGGGAAAACUAACGGCAUCCAUGCAAGGUCCCCUCCAAAAGGCCGUGUUCCAUCUGGCCUGGUCCCCCGACUCACUACCCGCCAACCAGGCCGUGAUGCCCCUCCUAGAAUACCUAGACUCACACCUAGCGACCCUCAACGUCACCCUGCUCUCGCAGAACUUCUACCGCGCCAUGAGUCUCAUCUGGAACAGCGUCCUCACGGAAUUCGCCAAGCAGAUGGAGUCCGGCGGUGAAGGCGACAAACCGAGCAACUUUCACGACCGGAUGUACGGCGCGCUCCAGCUGCUUGGUGAAUUCUUCAACGCCGAAGGUCUCGGCCUCCCCCCAGAAAUCCUCCACAGUGACCUGUACUGGCGCGUUGCUCAACGACUGCAAUACCACAAAACCGACACGGACCAGCUGAUCGAUCUGUUCUACCUGCAGCGGCUACAGGAACAGCUCAACACGAUGGGCAGCCAGACGCAGCUGGGGACCCUCUCGGUGAAGGCGUACUUCAACCACGACUCGCUGUGCGUCGAGGUGCUGCACGCCAAGGACGUCAUCCCGCUCGACCCCAACGGCUUUAGCGAUCCGUUCGUCAUCGUCGAGCUGCUGCCGCGGCGGGUCUUUUCGCACUGCUCCGAACAGCAGACGAACGUGCACAAGAAAACGCUGAACCCGGUCUUUGACGAGUGCUUUGAGUUUUCGGUCACGCACGACCAGUGCCAGUCGGAAGCGGCCAUGAUUGUGUUCACCGUGAUGGACCACGACGUGCUGACGGCGAACGAUUUCGCCGGCGAGGCCUUCCUGUCGCUGAACAACAUCCCGGGGGUGGCCAGCAACUUUACCCUCAACAUCGAAAACUUUGACUGCGUGACGCAGCUCGACCUGCCGCUGCUCGAGAUGAAGGACAAAAGUCACCCUAUCCUGCAGAUUAUGGAGGGACGCGUCAACGACAAAAAUGCAAUGGAAUUUUUGAGGAAACAAAAAGCUCGCGUCGUAGGUUAAGCAACUGAAAAAAACAAUUUACAAUAAACAAAAAAGUAACCAAACAAUUUGUCAAUCAUGCAAUUUAUUCGUUACACUCACAACUCAAACCAGCGAUACAAAACAGAUAACCAAAGAUCCACUAAUCGUCUUUCUUUCAAAUCAUCGUUUCACAUGUCGUGUGCAUAAAACUCACCAAAUCUGCGCAAGGAACUAACAUUUUUGUAAGGAAAAUCUAUCAAUAGCAACUAAAAAAAUGCCUUUACUACACACAAAACUACGAAAGUUGUAAAAAGCAUCAACCAUCUACUCAUUGUGUCCACCAUAAAAAUAUCGUAGAAACGCCCAAAAUUUAUAAGACUUCAAUCCCUUCAUCACUCCCCUGGCAAAAGCCAAGAAACGAAGUCUGUGUAAACUAUCGUUUGAUUUUUAACAUAUACGAAAGAGCGUAUUUUUAUACAAAACAACUGAUUUGCAACCUAGGAAAAAAACGCAUAAACUACUAUACAACUACUUUUAGCUAACUGAAAACCAAACUGUAAACUACGAAAGGUCUUGUAUAUUUGAAUAUUUGUAAAGUAAAGGAAAGGAAGACAACUUUAGAGAUGCUAUACAUUUGUUUAUACAAAGUUAAAGAAAAACAUACCUGGUAUAAAGGACAGAGUAGUGAAAAACGAAUUGAACAAAACAAAAAUCUAUAAUCUGUACACAACUGAGGCACACACAAACAAAAAAAAAGACACACACAUUUUUAGAUAACAUCUCGCUCUGCUAGCCAAGAGUGUCGGAAACGAACGAAAAAAAAAUCCAAACAAAAAAUUAACUUUUAAGCUGUAAAUUUUCUCGAACAAACUGCAGAUAUUUUCUUAUGAAUGAAUAAAACCAACUUAAACAAACGCAAAAUCAAGGAAACAAGCGCGCUUCCGGCCGAUCUUUCCGCUUGUAUAAUAAGGAUUUGUUUAACGGAAGAUAACAAACAACACACACACAACUAUUAACCACCUCGAUAUGGAAACACCUUCGCAUACAUACAUACACGCAUUUACACACACGCAAACUUGCCCUUAAGCCAGAACCAAAUAUGCAAUUUGAAUUUAUUGUUUAAUACAUUUUUUUCUUAUUUUUAAAGUUAUUUUUUUUUUAAAUUGACCAAAAAUUUUGUUUUUUUUGCUGACAGCGAAAAUAGUUUUAUUAAAACACCCCAAUAAAUAAGACAUAAAGCAAAGUCAUUAUUUCGAUAAUCGUGUACGGCUUAAGAUUUCUAUGGCCGAAAACGAAAACAAAGCGGCUAUCCUGCUUGUUUCUAAUGUAAACAUCACUUGAACAUGAUAGACUCUUUGUUUACACUUUGGCAUUGGCCCAAUUACAUUUUUUUUUUCUUGAAAUGAGUUGUUUAUAUUUCAUAUGAUUCCAUCAGUUUGGUCACAACUGAAUUAACCCAGAAAUGAGUUUUGUGGUCAGAUUUAGGUGAAUUUCAUUCAUAAUGUAUCAAAAGCUGAGUGAAACAAGGCUUCCUUAGCCCGGUAAAAAAAAAAUAAUUUAACUCAAAUAUGAAUGACUCCUCGUCACAGAGUCCUGAGGCAAACAAAGGUCGAGCUCGAGCUGUCACUGUCCCUGCGAAAUAUGUUAGCUGUCAUUGGGCGGUAGGCCUUUAAAACCCAGCAAAAAGUCGCAUGACAAAAAAACUUUUGCUAGAAAGAGAAAGCAGAUCUGAUGCAAACAAACCCGUGGCACUCAGAGGUGUGAAUGUGUUAAGAAUGACUCUAAAAGACUAGAACAAACUCGCACAUUUUUGUGUUUGACAGUUUGCCAAACUUGCAAACUUGUUUGCGGCAAACUCGCAAACAAAGCAAAAUGUAUGCCGGCUGACGUUUCUGCAAACAAACACAGCUGGCAAACCGCCAAACUGUCAAAAAUUUUGCUCGUUUGCGAAUUUGUUUGUUUGCCGUAGUCUAAUACGUCCUUUAGUAAAUUUUCAACUAAAAAGCCUUAUAACACCGUAGUUUCAAAUUACUCAAAUUUCAUGUCACUCAGUUUUCGUUAAAAUCCGAACCUAAUCAAAAAUGAAAUGGAACUGUCAAAUUUGGGUAAAUUUCACUAUAAUCAGGGUAAAUUUUACUCAAUUUUCGUUAAAUUUUAUGUAAAAGGCAUUAAAAUCUGACAGUUUUUGGUUUUGCGUGCUGACCAAAUUCUUCGAAAUUUCCUUUUCACCCUGAUAUGGGUGAAUUUUACCCACGAUUGUGUGAAGUCUGGUCGAGUCUGGUUGUAUUAUAAUGAAAAAUUCUGGAAAAAACUCAACCAUUUUUAUGUAGAAUUCAUCUAAAAAUUAGUCAAAAGAAAACUUCCAAAACUCACUUCUGGAUAAGUUCAUUUUUCACGAUAUUUUAGUGAAGUAUUAUUGUCUCUUUUAACAAUUCUCAAUACAUGACUUGAUUUUUUUAAAUUACGUUUUUAAUCAUUAUCAUAAUAGCAAGCCCACACAUCCACAAUAGACUAAUUGUACGACAAAUGUAUAGUAAAUGUCGAGCUUAGAUGUGAACUCAAACUGUACCCAACCAAAGUGUCGCCAAUCAUUAAGCCUCACCAGUUUCAUCUGAAAAAGAACGCAUAUUUUUCAAUAAUAAAAAAAACAACUUGUACUAAUAGAAAAAAAAACUGAAAACGGGGGAAAAGCUUUAAAAUCUCCUACCUUGACGAAUACACAAACGUCGCGCACGUACACUAACAAACGCAACUGGAAUUGCUGAGUUUCUCAUCAAGUACCUACAAAGCAUAACUGGAAUUUUAGACAAACUUUUAUUUUUACACCGAGUCUUACGCGUCCUAUCCCCACAUCCACCGUGACCUAUAGCCAUGAUCCCAAUUGUAGAAUUGAACCUGUGUAAAUUCUAUCUUUAGACAAAUUUUAACCCUGCACACAACUUCGCUUCAUAAAAAUACACACAAGACAAACAAAAAAUCGUUGUGCACACCCCGUAGCCUUGAAGGAACUUUGCAUGCACCACAAAACACUGACAAAAACAAACCAACAUUUGUAGGGAAAUCAAGAAAAACUUUAUAUAUACACUAUCCUUCUAGCUAAGGCCAACCAACUAAACUUGGAACAAGAAAUUAAAAAAAAACGAAAGUGAGCCAAAUAAUUAACCCAAAUAAACUAAAGAAAAACGACAGCAGCAACCUAUUUGUACAUAAAAAUAGAGAAGAAAAAAACUGUUCAAUGUUUGCAGAACGCUACAAUCAUAUUUAAAACAAACGCUGUAUGAUAAAAACUAGACUCAUCGUCUGAUUUAGCUAAACAUUUUGCGGUGGGGGGAAAGAUAGUUUGCAUAGAGAAAGAUCCUUUAUUGCCGUUGUUUUCUGAUACAUUUUCUUGUUCUUGUUCUAGAAUAAUUUAUCUAUGUUGAUCGCCCAUCCAAACAGUUAGUCAAUCACUCGGAAAGAAUCGUAUAUAUUUUUCUAGCAGAUUUUCCAUAUUUUUCAAACACUAAGUUAUCAAAACGUGUAUUAAACCAAGACAAAGUAUAACAUAUUACAAAAAACAAACGGAAACAAAGAAGACAAACAGCAUAGAAUUAUUACGUAGUGCGUCAACAUAAACAAUGUCAACAAAAUUUAAUUCAAAACCAAGCAAAAUUAACCAACCUUCGUAGUCCGCCGCCGUUAUUUGGAACAUCAACAAGAAAAAGAAGGCAUCUAAUCGUAUUAAAAAAAAACAUUUCUUCGGUCAGGAUCAGGAUAUCAGGACACACACACAAUUGCUUUUCCCAUCAAACGGAGCAGAAUUUAAAAAAGGAUGAAAAAAACGUGGACGAAAAAUGUACUCGGUGGAAAAUUGGAGCAAACAAAAAGGGCAGAUUGGACAAUGCAAAUAUUUUUCGAAAAUAACAAAUAAAAAAACAAGUAUCUGUUCAUCUAUCAA